This is a messenger RNA of Owenia fusiformis, 1824 nucleotides long. The record is from the annotation of a GenBank genome assembly. NCBI's taxonomy places the organism in Eukaryota, Metazoa, Annelida, Polychaeta, Sabellida, Oweniidae.
UUUUAAUUAAGAGGCGUCUUUUCGGCAAAGGCAUGUGUUUUCACUAUCCUAGUCGCUGUCAAAUGAUAUCACGGUGCUGAUGACUGACGCAUCACCCUUGCUUAACAAUACUUACUUAAUUGUUGCCACUUUAUUUGCCAAAAAUUUCAGGUGGAUUGAAAUAAUCAAAGACAAUAAGCACCUACAGGGUGCUCAAUAGAAAAUGAGUGAUUUUUGUUGAAAUGUACAUGUCUUUAACAAACCCUCGGAGCCUCGCUUUUGACACCAAAUUAGCAUUUAUAAAGCUGAUGCGUAUGCUAUAGCCACCGUGGAUGUUGAGACUUUGAGCAAUGGGCUUGGCAUCAAAGAUUGGCUGGCAUUUAUCUUUAUACAUUAAUUACUUUGUGUAGAGAACAACCUUCUCUGAAUAUUAUUGAAUAUAAACAACAUGGCAAGUGAGUCAAAGCAAACCGACAUUCGGAUCGUACUUCUUGGUUUAAAGGGGUCUGGAAAAAGCAGCACUGGAAAUACAAUUCUGGGAUGGAAUAGAUUCAACGAAACAGCGAACUCGGCCUCUGGAGUUGAAAGCGAAGUAAAACAACUCGGUCUGGUUACUGCCACAAUUGUGGAUACACCAGGACUUAGUUCUUCCGAAAUGUAUAUGCAUGAACGUUUAGAUGAGAUCAUGGCAAACCUACGUGAGGAAACAGAGCCAAGUCCCCAUGUUUUCUGCAUUAUCCUUACCACCGAAGCAUUCACAAAUGAAGAUAUUAAAACGACCGAAUUACUGCAGAAAGCUCUUGGUGAAGUAGCAAUGCAACAUGCCAUACUGUUAUUCACACAUGGUGAUGAAUUAAAAGGUGACCGUAACGUAAACAUAAACGAAUUAUUUGACCAAGCGCCCAACGAGUUAAGGCAACUCAGAGAUAUGUGUGGAGGAAGAGUUUUUGUCAUCAAUAACCGAUCGUCAGAUUCUGAUUCCGAAGUAAAGGGCCUCUUUAACAGUAUCUCAAAAUGGAAAUUAGACUCGGUAAAGUUUCAUGGAUUUACCAAAGAUCUAGAUAAAAAGAAAAAAGAGAAAGAGGAUGAAGGAGACGAAGAAGAUGACGAGGACGCGGAGGAUGGUGAAGACGAAGAGAAUGAUGAGGACGAAGAGAAUUGUGAAGACAAAGAGGAUGAUGAGGGAGAAGAGGAUUGUGAAGACAAAGAGGAUAAUGAGGGAGAAGAGGAUUGUGAAGAUAAAGGGGACGAUAAGGAAGACGAUGAUUGUGAAGACAAAGAGGACGAUGAGGAAGAAGAUGAUUGUGAAGACAAAGAGGAUGAUGAGGACGGAGGGGAAUGUGAAGAAGAGGGUGAUGGGGAUGAAGAUAAUAAUGAAGAGAAUGAGGAUGACGAUGAAGCAGAUAGUGAUGAAUAAGUUGAUAAUAAUGCUGGUCAGGACAAAACUGAGGAAAACAAAGAUAAAAACAGCACCGAUCAGGAAAAUAACGAAGAAAGUAGCAAAUAUGGGGAUUCAAACUAAUACCGUAAAACCCAUAGUGUUUUGUCAAAAUCAAAGCAUCAUUUUUAAGUUUAUGACCAAAGUAAUAAUCGAUAACAAAGGGCAAAAUGUAUCACUGGUGUGAAACCGGCGUUUCCAUGGCAACGCCAAUGUUGUCACUAGUAAAUUUAGGAUCUAUUUGGAACAAUAAGUCGGAUAUUGACGAUGUUGCGAUCAAAUGAAAGAGAAUCGUUUCUUAAAUCGAGGCAGCUACAUUACUCUAUGCAGACUGUGCUAUACGAAAACAAGCGGUGCGGAUAUCAUGUGCGCAAGAUGCGGAUAUUAGCGGGUAUUCUUGAAUUUGA